Messenger RNA from Cuscuta europaea, 954 nucleotides. Lineage: Eukaryota; Viridiplantae; Streptophyta; Magnoliopsida; Solanales; Convolvulaceae. The record is from the annotation of a GenBank genome assembly.
UUCUUUGCUGCAUUGUUUAUAAAAUUUGGAAAAAAAAAAAAAAAUAGUACUUGGGAUGACAAGAAUUCGAAACAAAUCUGACAGAAUAAAUUUUCAGAAAACCCUUAAAAAUAACAAAAAAUGGAAUGGAAUGUUAGGGUUCUACCCUUAUCCGUCAAACACUCGACAAACAACCCCAGCAGAAUAAUGGUAUCUUGCACCAGUUUCGCUAGUUGAAAGUUCGGAUUCAGGAGCUAUGGUUUCUCCCCAAGUUGUGGGUGAGGCGUUUGUUCAUCGGUAUUAUGAUAUACUGCGCCUCUCUCUCCCGAAAUCGUCUACAGGUUUUACCAGGAUAGCAGCAAACUGGGCCGCCCCGAAGAAGACGGAUCUAUGAGCUGCACCACCACUCUGAAAGCAAUCAAUGACAAGAUACUCUCCCUUCACUGUGACGGCUUAAGAGUUGAAGUGAAGUCUAUUGACGCCCAGGAUUCAUUCUAUGGAGGAGUGUCUGUUCUUGUCACUGGAUACCUCAUUGGGAAGAACAAUCAGGCCCGAAGCUUCUCACAGACUUUUUUUCUGGCACCCCAACAGAGAUGGUACUUUGUUUUGAAUGACAUGCUUCGAUAUGUGGAACCAAAUGGCAUCCCAGCAGAUCAGAAUAGAGAUGUGCCUUUAGUUAUAAACCAAGUACCAGAUGACAUGCUUCCAUGUGUAGAAACAGUCCAUCAACGUGACACACCAGCAGAGGAGGAACCAAAUGCAGAAGUGGACACAGGGGAGGAGGCCCUAGGGGGCUGGGGCCCUAUGCUCAAAAAAAUAAAAAACAAUUAGGCUCAAAUUUAUUUCUUUAUAACAUGUAUGAGUAGGUUGAUUCUUCAACCUCACAUUAAUAACUUUUCAAGUGAAUUUUUUUAGUUGUUAUUCGGGUGGUUUUUUUGAUACAAAUUUAUGAGCAUGUUAUCAAUUGAGUGUUUG